Phragmites australis (common reed) is the source of this 1623-nucleotide messenger RNA. RefSeq names its product UDP-glycosyltransferase 87A2-like. Lineage: Eukaryota; Viridiplantae; Streptophyta; Magnoliopsida; Poales; Poaceae. The coding region runs from base 68 to 1474 and encodes 468 amino acids. Gene Ontology annotation, molecular function: UDP-glycosyltransferase activity. The record is from RefSeq and is a predicted model, not a curated record. The transcript has 2 exons.
CCGCCCAUCGAUUCUUGUCAAAGUAUUCCUUCCGCGCCGGCCAAGUUAGCUAGGAGUACCGGCAGCAAUGGGCUCCAAGGCUGCGCCGCCGCCGUGCCACGUCGUGGCCGUGCCGUACCCUGGCCGGGGUCACGUCAACGCGAUGCUGAACCUGUGCCGCCUCCUGGCCGCCCGCGACGGCGUCUCCGCCACCGUCGUCGUCACAGAGGAGUGGCUCGGCCUGCUCGGCGCCCCGGCGGCGCUGCCGGCCUUGGGGCCGCGCGUCCGCUUCGAGACCAUCCCCAACGUGAUCCCCUCCGAGCACGGCCGCGCCAACGACAUGGUCGGGUUCCUGGAGGCCGUGUACACCAAAAUGGAGGAGCCGUUCGACCGGCUCCUCGACCGGCUCGCGCCGCUGGCUCCCGCGGCAAUCGUGGCCGACGUGUUCGUCCCGUGGACCGUGGCCGUCGGUGUGCGGAGGGGCGUGCCGGUGUGCGUCAUGUGCCCGCUGAGCGCCACCAUGUUCGCGGUGCAUUACCACUUCAACCGGCUGCUUGUGGCAGCCGGCGGCAGCGCUUCUCCGGUGGCUGAGAUCGCCGAUGGCACUGAUCCUUGCUUGAUCGAAAACUACAUUCCUGGCACGAAAUCAAUCAGACUAAGCGAUAUUGAGCCCACACAUGCCAACACCAACACCAACAAGUCACUUCUAAAGAAAGUCCUCGAACCCUACUCUAAUCUGAGAAACGCACAGUGUGUCAUGGUGACCUCCUUCCACGAGCUCGAGAGCGGCGCCAUUGACUCGCUAAGGCAAGAACUGUCUUUCCCAGUGUACGCAGUUGGCCCUUGUAUCCCCUUCAUGGCACUCCAAGAACACAAGGCCAGUCCGGUGGGAGAAGGCCACAUGGCGUGGCUGGACGCACAGCCCGUUGGCUCAGUGCUGUACGUCUCACUCGGCAGCUUCCUCUCGGUGUCAUCCGCCCAGCUCGACGAGAUCGCCGUCGGCCUCGCCAAGAGCAAGUCCAAGUUCCUGUGGGUGCUCCGCGACGCCGAUGCGCGCUCCCGUGUCCGAGGCUUGGUGCACGGAUGCGACGCCGGCCUCGUCGUGCCGUGGACCGACCAGCUGAAGGUGCUGUGCCACCCUUCCGUCGGGGGGUUCUUCACCCACUGCGGCAUGAACUCGACGCUCGAGGCGGUGUACGCCGGCGUGCCGAUGCUGACGCUGCCCAUAGCGUUCGACCAGCCGACGAAUAGCCGCCUUGUGGUCGAGGUAUGGAAGACUGGACUCGACCUCAAGGAGAAGGCCCGGGCCGACGGCGUCAUCGGGAGAGAGGAGAUCGCCGCGGACGUGGCGAGGCUGAUGCACAGUGAUGCCGCGGAGGCCGAGGACAUGAGGAGGAGAGCAACGAUGCUGAAGGACGCGGCUCGCGCUGCAUCUGAAGAGGGUGGAUCCUCGUGGAAAGAUAUCACGUCUUUCAUCAACUUCAUUUCACAGUGAGAUCUCCGAAUGUUAAAACUUACAGCAGUAGAAGACGCAGCAAUCUACUGGUGUAAUUGAAGUGUUGUGAUUGAUUCUCAGUGAGUCUUGUGAUAUCUGACCUGAAUCUUAGCAGAAUCUUCUGUCAGGCAAGAAUAAAAACGCUGCUU